This is a messenger RNA of Fonsecaea multimorphosa CBS 102226, 1902 nucleotides long. RefSeq lists its product as uncharacterized. Lineage: Eukaryota; Fungi; Ascomycota; Eurotiomycetes; Chaetothyriales; Herpotrichiellaceae. Bases 1 to 1902 code for a protein of 633 amino acids. The transcript has a single exon. The record is from RefSeq and is a predicted model, not a curated record.
AUGGCUUCGGCUGUGACCAUUGACACUACUCCACCACAACCUCAUACUCUGAGCGAAGACUCAUCGAUGCCUUUCCUAGGUUCGCCGCAUCAGAUAUCACCUCGAGAAUCACCCUACUUCGCUAGGUCUUCCACGCCGCUGCAAGAACCAGACGCCGAAAACAACUCCUCGAGCCCUCCACUCCCCUACACUUUUACCCCUCAACAUGUCAAAUCCCUACCUAGAGCGUGGGAAAGACGACCGGCGACGCCAUUUCUAGCGCGCAAUGACGCACAGAAGAUAUGGAAACGCGUGCCACUGGGUGUCGUCGGAACCAAUAUCGGGGAGAACUGGAGGAAGGAGGCCAGGAGAUUGAACACACGACCGGUCAAGAGGUUGAGGAUUGCUCAUAUUGGCGGAGAGGAGGAGAAAGAAAAUGUUGCCUACGUUGGCUCCAGAUGGGACGAGGAUGAGAUGACGACACCUAGUCCGAAACGAAAGGCAGUGGAAUGUGGGGGUAUCGCUGACCGUGAAGAGGAGCUGCAGGAUCAAAACAUUCCCGAUGAGGCUGACGACCGCAUUGAAGACGACGAGGACUGUGGGAACUCAGAACCCGGCACUGCUUCACCGAUCCUCGGAAGCCACGACGGGGCCGACAGCUGGAUCGAGGAUGAAGGUGUUGGUAUUGAAACAGGACCUUCAACUGUCUUAGACAGUGUUAGUGCUUCUUUCGAGGCAGUGGACUUGCCUCAACUUCCUUCACCGAUCAUUGAGCCAGUGGAUGUCUCUUCCUCGUCUUCGCCUCCGCCUGCAGCGAUACAAUUUAUGUCAAAUACACCUAUGAAGGCCCUGGAUGAGGACGCCACCUCUUUUGGAGAUCGAGAGCAAGAUUCACAAUCAUCUCCAGUAACUGCCUCAAGCGGUCGAAACGCUGAAGAAUCCGGUAGCAGUCCCCCUGAAGACGAUGACACGGCUUACCUGCACGACUUCCUUUCUCGAGCUCGCGCCCGGAAAGCGGCCAAAGAGCGAGGCGUCGAGGAGAAUACAGUACAACCGAACGAGACGGCAGAAACAGAGAAUUCAUCGGUGGAAGAGUCGCAGUCCUGUCACAUUGAGGAUGUCACUGAUCCCUCCAUACCAACGACUGGCAGUGAAGAAAAACCAACUAACCUUCCUGCCGCCCAAGACCCUGAGGUGAGCGUCUCUCCCCGGCGAAGCUCUCGACUUAUCACCCGACUCCCGAGACUUCAAAAGCCCGUCACCAGUCUUCCGAGCAACAUCUCCCUCAAGCGACUCAGCGGGACCGAGUUUAUUGCUGCCAAUCACGAAGCUCAAUCUGUUGCUGCAGCCACUCGCACAAACACUAAUAAGAAUAAAAAUGGCGCGGUUCCUGCAAAGGUCAGGCUGAUACAAUUGCAUGCUGAGCUGAAAGCUUGGCAGUUUUCGGAAGAGGAUGGGGGGCCACAACCAAACCUAGAGACUACGUCGAAGAAGAGGAAUCACAAGGGAAAAGAAGUGACUUGGGCCGAGAAGCUUGCAACCUUUCAGGAUGGACAGGAAUUGAAGGGCUCUGGUGAUGAAGCAGGGGAUGAAUCGAACGAGGAUCGCAAACCAGACAGCAGCGCCGAGGUGGAGGGAGAGAGCAAGGAAGGGGCCGAGAAGUUGCGUUCGCUCUUUCGUCAUCAAAACAGAGGGGUCAGAAAGGUGCGCAAGCUCAGGAAAUUGAACGCUGGAAGCGUCAAUGGGACGCCUGCACCGAAGAAGACGACAAGCAUUCCUCUGCCGGUGGGACCGAAUUCGUCUUUAUCUGCGAAGAUGGAUGGAUUGGCGACGCCGGCAGAGAAUGGCCUGGAAGGUGAUAAGGACAUGAUUCACACGAGGACGAGGACGAGGACGAGGACUAGGGUUUCUAACGCAGCCUGA